This is a messenger RNA of Mycena indigotica, 1101 nucleotides long. RefSeq lists its product as uncharacterized. The record is from RefSeq and is a predicted model, not a curated record. The transcript has 3 exons. NCBI's taxonomy places the organism in Eukaryota, Fungi, Basidiomycota, Agaricomycetes, Agaricales, Mycenaceae. The coding region runs from base 1 to 1101 and encodes 366 amino acids.
AUGCCCGCGUCGCUGGAUACUCUCCCAACGGAGAUUCUCCUCGAGAUCACUCACCACCUCCCGCAGUCGCUGCGCUAUGCGUCGUUCUUCUCCCCUAUGCUGCGCUACGAGCAUACCGCACCAGCACGCAAGUUGCGCACGCAGACACUGUGUGCUUUGCGGCUCACGUGCAUGCGACUGGCUGGGGCGCUGUUUGGGGCGCUCUACGAGAGUCUGGAUGUGUCGAGCCUAGACUUUGAGCGGGUGGAGGAGGCGAUAGAGGAUGAAGAUGAAGUGGUCGAACGGGUUUUGCCAGCCGUCAAGUCUGUCCACGUCUCUAUGCGCACGUGGAUGGCAAAUACUGCCUCUGAGCACGUCGUCUCGCCCUUCUCCACCGCGCCAAUCAUCGCCUUCCUCACAUUCCUGCACUCGCUCCCUUCCCUCACCCGUCUUGAGCUCGGCGACAUCCCGCUCGCUUUCUUCCCCGUCUUCACGUACGCCUUCGCCGUCCCUGACCGCGCACUCCCGAACGUCACUGCCCUUUGCGUGACAGACAGUCUCCUCCACGCGCCAGGUCUGCCCACCGCCUUUCCGAAUGCGAAAAUACUUGCGAGCCCCACGAUGUGGGCCCGCGAACGAAGCCAUGUCGGGCUCGGCUGGGUGCAGACGGUGAAGGAAAUGAAAGGGUUGACGGCGCUGGCGGGGUUCAGGCUCGGCGAAGAAGCUGUCGAGGUUCUGGUAACUUCUGUACCAUCCCUUACCCGCCUCGCCAUUUCCGGCGGCGUCCGCCGAUAUAUGAAGCCUUUUCUUCUUGCGCUCCGGGCACUUCCCCUGACCCACCUCUCCCUCGUUUACGAGUCGCCCGAUCCUGCGCAGGACCCGCCCGCGCUUGCGCCGAUGCCCGGGUCGGCGGGUGUCCCGCCUGGCGCGACGGAGGAGGACAUAGUGUUUGUCAGCAUGGAGGAGCUCGUGGCGCUUGGGACGGAGGUGCUGCUUGGCCAUAAUGUGACCGCGGGCGGGAAGGAAAAGGUGCUCGAGGUAUGGAGUUAUGACUUGUUGAGAGGAUUUGAGGCGCAUGUGGAGCACGGGCCGCGUGUCGUUAGGGUCGGCGCAGGGAUGUAG